CCAACCAUCGGAUCUUUCACCUUCUCAUCUCGACGCUCCAAUUACAUCGUGAUGUCCGCCGUCCGAUCUAACUCGGCUUCAACGUGUCCUGUACUGACCAAGUUUCAGAAAGACUGCGACACUCCUACACCGUACCUACGCAACGUAGCCAACGCCAUUGCUGAUGACAUGCGAGCUGGUCUAGCUGUUGAAGGAGGAGGAGAUCUCGAUAUGAUCUUGACUUAUGUUGACGCUUUGCCUUCUGGGAAUGAGGAAGGGUUGUUCUAUGCAUUGGAUUUAGGAGGUACAAAUUUUCGGGUGCGUAGCGUGCAAUUAGGAGGAAAGAAAGAGCGAGUCUUAGCUACCGAAUCUGAACAAAUAUCUAUUCCUCAAAAGCUUAUGAUUGGUACAAGUGAGGAACUCUUUGGGUUCAUUGCUGCAAAACUUGCAAGCUUUGUUGCAAAGGAGAAGCCGAGUCGGUUUCGGUUAGAAGAAGGGAGGAAAAGGGAGAUAGGGUUUACCUUUUCAUUCCCUGUGAAGCAAACCUCUAUUGAUUCAGGCACAUUAAUCAAGUGGACUAAAGGCUUUAAAGUGUCUGGAAUGGAAGGAAAAAACGUGGUUGCUUGUUUAAAUAAAGCUAUGGAAGUUCAUGGACUCGAUAUGCGAGUUUCUGCUCUCGUAAAUGAUGGAGUGGGAACAUUAGCUGGAGCAAGGUAUUCGGACGAGGAUGUGAUGAUCGGUGUGAUUCUUGGCACUGGAACCAAUGCUUGUUAUGUAGAGCAGAAGCAUGCAAUUCCUAAACUCCAAAGCAAAUCGUCUUCUGGAACAACGAUCAUAAACACGGAGUGGGGAGGAUUCUCUAAGGUUCUUCCGCAAACCAUUUUUGACCAAGAGAUGGAUGCGAAUAGCCCGAAUCGUGGUGAACAUUUAUAUGAGAAGAUGAUCUCAGGGAUGUACCUUGGUGAAAUUGUAAGAAGGGUUUUGCUCCAAAUGUGUGAAACUAGUGACUUGUUCGGACAAUUUGUUCCUGUCAAACUCUCCACUCCCUUUGAACUCAGGACCGAGCAUCUAUGCAAAAUGCAAGAAGACACUACAGAUGAUCUUCAAACUGUUGGAUCAGUCCUAUACAACAUUUUAGAGGUAGAGGCGAAUCUGAACGCGAGGAGAAGAGUGGUGGAAGUGUGCGAUACAGUAGUAAAACGCGGAGGGCGUCUAGCAGGAGCUGGUAUAGUGGCAAUUCUUGAGAAAAUUGAAGAAGAGACCAAAAGAAUGGGUUCUGGUAAAAGAACUGUUGUGGCUAUGGACGGUGCACUCUACGAGAAGUACCCACAGUAUCGACAGUAUAUGCAAGAUGCACUAGUCGAGCUUCUUGGCGAUAAGCUAAGUCACAUUGCGAUCAAACAUACCAAAGACGUGUCUGGGCUCGGUGCUGCUCUUUUGGCCGCCACUAACUCCAUUUACUAAUUUCCAGAGGAGAUGAUCCGUUUCAUAUUAUUGCAGAACAGACAAGGUAAGACUCGUCUUGCCAAAUACUAUGUUCCUCUCGAAGAAUCAGAGAAACACAAAGUCGAAUACGAGGUUCAUAGGUUAGUGGUGAAUCGCGACGCUAAAUUCACCAACUUCGUUGAGUUUAGAACACACAAGGUGAUAUACAGGCGUUAUGCUGGAUUGUUUUUCUCCGUGUGUGUGGACAUAACCGACAAUGAGUUGGCGUACCUGGAGAGUAUCCAUUUGUUUGUGGAGAUAUUAGACCAUUUCUUCAGCAAUGUUUGUGAGCUAGAUUUGGUGUUUAAUUUCCACAAGGUUUACUUGAUACUCGAUGAAUUCAUUCUUGCUGGGGAGCUUCAAGAAACAAGCAAAAGGGCAAUCAUCGAAAGGAUGUCAGAACUCGAGAAGCUACAGUGAUGACUGUUAGGAAUCACUUUCUACUUGGUUAACGCGUGCCUACCAGAUGUUUCUUGGCAUGUUCGGAGAUUUGCAAUACUUUGUUGAGUUGUUAGACAAUGGUGUAGUGUUAACAUUGUGAAUGAAUAUAGAGUGAUUCUGCUA
Molecule: messenger RNA, 2028 nt
Organism: Arabidopsis arenosa
Lineage: Eukaryota; Viridiplantae; Streptophyta; Magnoliopsida; Brassicales; Brassicaceae
Source: the annotation of a GenBank genome assembly